Lindgomyces ingoldianus is the source of this 1263-nucleotide messenger RNA. RefSeq lists its product as uncharacterized. Gene Ontology annotation, molecular function: phosphoprotein phosphatase activity. The record is from RefSeq and is a predicted model, not a curated record. The transcript has 4 exons. Lineage: Eukaryota; Fungi; Ascomycota; Dothideomycetes; Pleosporales; Lindgomycetaceae. The coding region runs from base 226 to 1263 and encodes 345 amino acids. Gene Ontology annotation, biological process: dephosphorylation.
UUUUGCGAUAUACUCUCGUCCAAAUUUAGUCCAGCAAACCCAGCACAUUCCGUAAAUACCCACUGCUACCUACCAUAGGCUAGGGUCCACAAUUCCAAACACAACCUUGGAAUAAUUUCAAGGGAUUCUGAAAUUAUAUAUCCUUCAAAACAUCCCACAUUCUAUCCCCUAACUCACCCUUCCCCAAUCACUUAUGUACCUUCCCAAAUAAAAUAAAAAUAAAAAAUGUCACUAUCCCUCCCAACACCCCCCUUCUACGCCAUCCCGAAUAUCAACAACCUGCGCGAUGCGGCCCUUUUCCCUGGUGGCCUCCCAACCACUACCGGCGGUAAAGUCCGUCCCGGAAUUCUGUUUCGCUCAGCCGAUGUCUCGCAACUAGAUCGCGGCGGCUGGAAAGCUAUGAGAGAGAUUGGGAUUGGGCAUGUUUUUGAUUUGAGGAGUAAGCCGGAGGUGGAGAAAGAAGGGGUUGAUGUUGAUCCAAUGGGGGUUCGCCCCGGAUGGAUUCAGAUGAUGGAAGCGGAGGGCGUGGAGAGAACGUGGGUGCCGGUUUUUGAGGAGAGUGAUUAUAGCCCUGAGAGGUUGGCAGAGAGAUAUUUGAAAUAUAUGGGAGAGGGUGUUGAGGGUUUCGUCCAAGCCUACCACGACAUCCUACUCCACGCCGGCACCUCCUUCCGCACCAUCCUCCUCUACCUCGCCAACCUCCCACCACCCACCCCUAUCCCGACACUCGACACCCCCAAACCAUCUACGUUCCUCUCCAACGACCCCUCUGCCCCAACACCCCAAAUCACCACGACUAACCAGCCCCUCGGCGCUUUAAUCCACUGCACAGCCGGUAAAGACCGCACCGGUAUCUUCUUUGGUAUCCUACUCUCCUUCCUGGGUGUCCCCAUCCCGACCAUCGCCGCAGAAUACAAUCUCACAGAAACAGGCCUCCAGCAUGCCCGUGACGGCCUUGUUGCCCGCCUCAUGAAAUCCCCCGGCUUCAAGAAAUACACGCUGACUCAGAUGGCUGGGAGGGAAAUGAAAAGUGCUGGUGGUGCGGGAGAGGGGGAGAUGGAGAAGGAGAUUCCGAAGGAGGUGUUGGAGAAGGGGAGGAAGGCGGCGUUGAGGAUGGUGGGGGCGAGGGUGGAGAGUAUGGUUGAGGCGUUGGGGAUGGUGGAGAGGGAGUGGGGGAGUGCAGAGGGGUAUUUGAGAAGGGUUUGUGGAUUGGGGGAUGAGGAGCUGGAGGAUAUAAGGAGGGUGUUGGUUGUGGGUGGGUGA